Molecule: messenger RNA, 993 nt
Organism: Naegleria gruberi
Lineage: Eukaryota; Heterolobosea; Eutetramitea; Acrasida; Naegleriidae
Product: ran family small GTPase
Exons: 3
Coding region: 1-993 (330 amino acids)
Biological process (GO): protein import into nucleus; ribosomal subunit export from nucleus
Cellular component (GO): nucleus; cytoplasm
Molecular function (GO): GTP binding; GTPase activity
Source: RefSeq, a predicted model, not a curated record
AUGGAUGAUGAUCAAGGGGAGGAAAUUAAACAAGUCCAUUUGAUUGAUAAUUUUUCAAUUAGACAAGUUCGAUAUAUUAUUAGAGAUGAAUUAUUGAAAUUUAUUGUAAAGUAUGAAAAUUCAUUGACAAGAGAGGGAAUUUUAAAGAAGAAUCAAGUAUCAAGAAAUUCCAAUAAUCAGGAAAAUAUAGUUGUUGAUGAUACUAAAUCAAUGAAUGAGGGUUCCACAAUUGAGAAUCAACGUUUAAUGGAAUUAUUUCAAUCGAGAUUGGAACUGUUCAACUUUUACUUUUCACAUUUCUAUAGGAAAUUACCAAGUGUGAAUGCAAGUGAAUCAACUAACAAGCAAAUUUCCAUAGUUUCUUCCUUAUUUCAACAUAAGGAUCAAUUGGUUGACUCUUCAUCAACUUUAAACAACAAUACUGAAACGAAAAAGAUUUUGAUUAUUGGAGAUGGUGGAGUUGGAAAAACUACAUUUUGCAGAUCAAUGAAUGAUGAUUUUCAGUUUGAUAAACGAUAUCUAGUAACUAUGGGAUGUGAAGUCAAUUCGUACCAAUUGAAAAUUGGCAAUUUGGAAACAAAUCUCAAUUUAUGGGAUACAGCUGGUCCUGAAAAAUUUGGUGCACUCAGAGAUGCCUAUUAUGUAAAUGCUUCAGCGUGUAUCAUUAGCUUUGAUCUUACGAGUAGAAUCACUUAUAAAAAUACGCCAAAUUGGUUCAGAGCUAUCAAACGAGUGGAACCUGAAUGUGAAGUGAUUAUUGUUGGAAUGAAACUAGAUCAAACCGACAAUAUAAAGGUACAACCCAAGCAUAUUAUCUUUCCACGUAAAAAGUAUUGUCCUUAUAUUGCAUUGAGUUGUCUUCAACAGGUUAAUAAUCGUGCAGUAAUGUGGUAUGCAGCUUUGAUUAGUCAUUUUGUUUCGAAUUUGAAAGGUGUUCCUGAAACUCCAACUUGCAAUGAAUGCAAUAAGGAACAAUUCGAUUUUAACCUUUAG